Polyodon spathula (Mississippi paddlefish) is the source of this 2832-nucleotide messenger RNA. It is a transcript of the gene pa2g4a, whose product is annotated as proliferation-associated 2G4, a. Bases 61 to 1245 code for a protein of 394 amino acids. NCBI's taxonomy places the organism in Eukaryota, Metazoa, Chordata, Actinopteri, Acipenseriformes, Polyodontidae. The transcript has 13 exons. The record is from RefSeq and is a predicted model, not a curated record.
GUGUGCGCUGCGUGUGCGAGCCAGCCAGCCGAGGGACAGAGAGAGAGAGACGCGGACAACAUGUCGGGAGACGAUGAACAGCAGGAGCAGACCAUUGCCGAGGACUUGGUCGUCACCAAGUACAAAAUGGGGGGUGACAUUGCAAACCGAGUCCUGAAGGCGGUGGUGGAGGCAUCAAAGGUGGGCGAGCUGGUGGUGGUGCUGUGUGAGAAGGGAGACGCCAUGAUCAUGGAGGAGACAGGCAAGAUCUUCAAGAAGGAGAAGGAGAUGAAGAAAGGCAUUGCUUUCCCCACAAGCGUAUCGGUCAAUAACUGCGUGUGCCACUUCUCCCCGCUCAAGAGCGACCCAGACUACGCCUUGAAGGAGGGAGACCUGGUCAAGAUCGACCUGGGUGUCCACGUUGACGGCUUCAUCUCCAACGUGGCUCACAGUUUCGUCGUGGGUGCGUCCAAGGACAACCCGGUGACGGGCCGGAAGGCUGACGUGAUCAAGGCAGCUCAUCUGUGCGUCGAGGCAGCGCUUCGGCUGGUCAAGCCAGGCAACCAGAACACCCAGGUUACAGAGGCCUGGAACAAGAUCGCGCAGUCCUUCAAGUGCACAGCUAUUGAGGGCAUGCUGUCACAUCAGCUGAAACAGCACGUCAUCGACGGGGAGAAGACCAUUAUCCAGAACCCAUCCGACCAGCAGAGAAAGGACCACGAGAAGGCAGAGUUCGCGGUCCAUGAGGUCUAUGCUGUGGAUGUGCUUGUCAGCACCGGAGAGGGCAAGGCAAAGGAUGCGGGUCAGAGAACCACAAUCUACAAGAGGGACCCCUCGAAGCAGUACGGCUUGAAAAUGAAGACGUCUCGCGCCUUUUUCAGCGAAGUGGAGAGGCGGUUCGAUACCAUGCCUUUCACUCUCAGGGCGUUUGAGGAUGAGAAGAAGGCGCGGAUGGGCGUAGUGGAGUGUGCCAAACACGACCUGCUGCAGCCUUUCACCGUGCUGUAUGAGAAGGAGGGAGAGUUUGUGGCUCAGUUCAAAUUCACAGUCCUUCUGAUGGCAAACGGGCCCAUGAGAAUCACCAACGGCCCGCUGGAACCCGAGUUCUACAAGUCAGAACAUGAGGUGCAGGAUGCGGAUCUCAAGGCACUGCUGCAGACCUCAGCCAGCCGAAAGACUCAGAAGAAGAAGAAAAAGAAGGCCUCCAAGACCGCCGAGAACGCUACAACCGGCGAGGGAGCAGAGGAGAGCGAGGCCGCGGACUGAAGAACCUGACGUCUGCGCCCCGAAAGCUGGCCUGCCCCCCUCGUUCCGUAGUGUCUGUACCGAACCCCGACUUGAAACGAGAACAACGACAGCCCCACUGCCACCUGCUUUUCUCUUUCUCUUUCCCUUUAAAUAGAGAGAAAGCAGCGUGUCAGACUGUUGGCAUGCAACACGUGCUCCUAUUGACCUGUGUGACUGCCCCGCUCCGCAGCAGGGCGACAGUAAUUACCAUGAAGUUAAUAACAGCAGCAAUGCCUACUAACCGUCAGGAUCUCCUGUUUGUACUUUUUUUAUAUACCUGCCGUGUGUUUUACUGAUCAGAAAUGACCCAGUCGCAGAAAAACAUUGAGCUGCCAUCCAGUGCCAGCUACACCCUAAAAACAGCCACUCCACCCCCAAACUAAAUCUGGGAAAACGGGAUGAACUAGUCCUUCCUUUCACAUUCGUCGGGCUACCGGCUUGGGAAUUGGGUGUAAGAGGUGACUACCUAAUGAAUAUAACUUCAGCUCCUAUCUCAUCCCAACCUGCAAACGCCACCCUGCUUUUAGUAGCAGUUAACUGCUUUCCAGUAGUGAGUGUUGCCCAUACAGUGGCAUUUUUUUUUUAUAUUUGCAAAUAUUCUGUAGGGUAAAAAGGCUUUUAAAGUUAUUGCACAAUGCUUUUUUUUUUUUUUUUUGGUUUAGUUUUUGUUGUGUGAGCUUUUUAUCUUUAAUUCAGCACAUUAUGCAAUGGUUUAUAAUCGCCAAAAGUAACGGGUUUGUUCAGAAUUGUGCUUGAAUAUGAGCUUGUUUUGGAAGGCAGAUUGUUUUCAAAGGGAAACUAAUGUAGGGUGAUGUGGCUGUUAACAGAUUGUACUAUUGUUCCCAAACUUGUGAACUGUCAGCUUGUGUUUUGUUUUCUGUGCUGCGUUCUGCACACCCUGUGGUUCUGUAGUAACACAGAAUUUCAAUUCCAGGUUAUUUUUUUUUGUAAAACCCAGUAAAACGUUGAUGACAUUCGCACCCGAACAGCACUUCCCAUUGUAUAGGCAAUAGCCUGUUUGAUUUAGACCCGCUGGUCUGAUUUGCUUUAAAAAUGAAGAGGGGUCAUAUCUAGUUUAGUAGGAGAUUAAGCAGUUCACUAAAAGUAACUUCUUAGGGGAGGGAAAUUUAAAUGCACAGUUAAGUCCAAACAGCUCAAAUACAUCCCCACCCCCCCAAACGAAAUCUCAGAAACCAUAAAACUCAGGAUACACAAUAUAUUCUGCACUAGUGUUUUGUUUCUUAAAACUACUUUAGUCCCUUCUGUGGUUGGCUGCAAAAGUGGUUUUUAAAUCACUGUUUUAUAUAGACGUAAGCUUUAGCUAGUACUGGAGUGUGUCUCUGGUUAGUUGUAGCUGCACUCCCUUUCGGGGAGGGGUGGGGGAGCUGCUUGUGUGGGUUAGUAUUUUUGGAGGGGGGGUCCCUGUUUCCUUUUCCUAGUUUUUUUGGGGGUGGGACUCCUGCUCUUGAAGGCUCUGUGUGAUUAUUGUGUUUGAUAGGAGUGCUCUGUAACAUCGGAAUCUGGUUUUGGGUCAUUAUGGGGAUUAUAAAUAAACUGAAUAAUGAA